AUGGUUGGAAAAUUAAAAGUUUUAUUGAUGAUUGUAAGUUUAUAUCUUACUAAGAUUAGUUGCGGUGGCGGAAUGACUCCAGAAGAAAGACAGUCUUAUAAGGCAGGUGUUUUUUUUAUAGAUGCAACUAGUGAUACACAUGCUAUACCUUCAAGUAAAUGUUUAUUUGUAGAUAGAGAAACUAAUGCUCAUUACGAAAUCUCGAUUACGAAGGUUAAUCUUGACAAUACACACCCUUCUACUUUUACUCCAACCGGGAAAGAAAAAGAAAGUUCUUUUAAAACCGAGACUGUAAACAAUUAA
This is a messenger RNA of Hepatospora eriocheir, 303 nucleotides long. The record is from the annotation of a GenBank genome assembly. Lineage: Eukaryota; Fungi; Microsporidia; Hepatosporidae.